Alternaria hordeiaustralica is the source of this 795-nucleotide messenger RNA. RefSeq lists its product as uncharacterized. The transcript is spliced from 3 exons. The coding region runs from base 1 to 795 and encodes 264 amino acids. Gene Ontology annotation, molecular function: transmembrane transporter activity. Gene Ontology annotation, biological process: transmembrane transport. Gene Ontology annotation, cellular component: membrane. Lineage: Eukaryota; Fungi; Ascomycota; Dothideomycetes; Pleosporales; Pleosporaceae. The record is from RefSeq and is a predicted model, not a curated record.
AUGCCUCGUAGCCCAGAAGAAUGCUGGUUCUUGAACGAGCGCGAACGAAUGAUUGCCACACAGCGACUUGUGCUGAAGGGAGGAGCCGAUGAGAACGAAAAGACUGAAGUACACCACGUGAAGCGGGCCGUGAUGAACAUCACAAACUACUUCUGUGCUUUUGGUUUCUUCUUCAUCAACAUCACUGUACAGGGUAUCUCCCUCUUCAUGCCCACUAUCCUCAGGGAUCUCGGAUGGACGGCCACAAAGGCACAACUCUACUCAGUACCUCCAUAUGUAUGUGCUUGCUUGAUCGCUAUCGCAAUAGCUUUCGCAUCAGACAAGACGAACCGCCGUGGUGUCUACCUCGCUGUCUUUACGCUCCCGGCUAUUGCGGGCUUCUCCAUCAUGCGAUGGGCGACCGACCCUAACGUCCGAUACGGCGGUAUCUUCUUGAUCACCAUUGGUGCAUUUCCCGGAGGUCCUGGCUUCCUUGCGUGGGCGGCGAACAAUGCGGCCGGCCCUGCUGUCCGCUCCGUCUCGACUGCUUACGUUGUCACACUGGGUACCGCUGGAGGUAUUCUCGCGACUUGGACCUACACAAGUGCUGACGCGCCACGAUACCCAAUCGGUCACACCAUCAACUUGGUUGGUCAGUGUUGCGUCUGUAUUCUCGCCAUAUUUGGUAUCUGCUACUGCAAGUGGGAGAACAAGCAGCGUGAUAUGGGCAGGCGAGACCACCGCUUGGUGGGCAAGACCGCUGCUCAGAUCAAGGAUCUCGGAUACAGACACCCUGAGUUCCGCUACAUGCACUAG